UAAAAGUCAAACCUUUCUCUUCUAAAAUCAACUUUUUUUACACACACACACACACAAUACAUAUACAGAUUCAGUUCAGCUGUAUCUAUAUCUAUAUACAUACAUUCACAAAAUAGAUUGAUUCAGUUCAGCUAUCCACACAUAUAUUUAUAAAAGCAAAUCCCUAAAAUUCCGGGAUCAACCGCCACCGCACCGCUGCCACCAUAACGGGUUUAAAUAGUAAUAAUAAUAAUUAGUUAGGGUUUGAUAGAUAGAUAGAUUGAUGGGAUCAAAGCCAUGGUUACAACCAGCACCAAGUUAUCAUCAUUUAGAGACUUAUUGGGAUACAGAUGAUGAUGCACCUGGACCUAGGUGUGCUCAUACACUUACCGCCGUUGCGCAGACGAAAUCGCAUGGUCCGAGACUCAUUUUGUUUGGUGGCGCCACUGCCAUCGAAGGCGGUGCUUCCUCCCCCAUCCCUGGCAUCCGGUUAGCUGGUGUGACGAAUUCAGUUCAUUCGUAUGAUGUUCUUACGCGGAAAUGGACUAGGAUUCGACCGGCUGGAGAGCCGCCGUCACCUAGGGCAGCUCAUGCAGCUGCAGCUGUUGGAACCAUGGUUGUAUUUCAGGGUGGCAUAGGUCCUGCUGGGCAUUCGACAGAUGAUUUAUACGUGCUUGAUAUGAGUAAUGAUAAAUUCAAAUGGCACCGACUAGUUGUCCAAGGACAGGGUCCAGGACCACGUUACGGUCAUGUCAUGGAUUUGGUUGCUCAGCGCUACCUUGUUACUGUUAGUGGCAACGACGGAAAGAGAGUUUUAUCUGACGCUUGGGCUUUGGAUACUGCUCAAAAACCAUAUGCAUGGCAAAAGCUGAAUCCAGAAGGUGAUAAACCUUCCGGUAGAAUGUAUGCAACAGCUAGUGCCCGUUCGGAUGGUAUGUUCUUGCUUUGUGGUGGAAGAGACACCUCUGGCACGCCUUUAGCAGAUGCUUAUGGACUGCUCAUGCAUAGAAAUGGCCAAUGGGAAUGGACUCUUGCACCUGGAGUUGCACCAUCAUCAAGGUACCAACAUGCUUCGGUCUUUGUUGGGGCUCGUUUGCACGUUACAGGUGGUGUUGUGAGGGGAGGUCGGGCAGUAGACGGUGAAGCAGCUGUUGCAGUAUUGGACACUGCUGCUGGAGUUUGGUUGGAUAGACAUGGCUUGGUGACUGCUCCUCGUAGUAGCAAAACAGAAGAUCCAUCGUUGGAGCUUAUGCGUCGUUGCCGGCAUGCUGCUGCAUCUGUUGGUGUUCGUUUAUAUAUCUAUGGUGGUCUUAGGGGUGAGGUCUUGUUAGGUGAUUUUCUAAUCGCAGAGAAUUCACCUUUCCAGUCUGAUGUCAAUACUCCAGUAAUAACAUCGGAGAGGGCCUCCAAUAUGGGCAGUCCCAGGUCAAACAAUUUAAGCUCAUUUGAUCCCAUAUCUUCAGAAAACGGAUCUGAGAGUCACUCAUCUGGAAGCAUGGACAAAGAAUCUAUGGACAGGCUGGUGGAAGCUUCUGCUGCUGAGGCCGAGGCUGCUAAUGCUGUCUGGCAAGCUGCACAGGCACAGGCCGCAAAUCCUGAAGAGACGUCUGUAGCUGAUGAUAACUCACAAGCUGCUGAUAGCAAUUCAGAGGGUAGUGAUGGAGAGGGAGAUGUCCGACUUCACCCAAGAGCUGUUGUGGUUGCUAAAGAGUCUGUAGGCAACCUUGGUGGAUUGGUGAGACAGUUGUCUUUGGAUCAAUUUGAAAAUGAGAGUAGGCGAAUGAUACCUUUGCAAAAUGACAUGGCAUAUUCUGCCAAAAAGUUCACUAGGCAAAAGUCACCACAAGGGUUGCAUAAGAAGGUUAUAUCUACUUUGCUUAGGCCCAGGAACUGGAAACCUCCUGUUAACAGGAGGUUCUUUCUUGAUUCUUAUGAGGUUGGAGAGCUCUGCUAUGCUGCUGAGCAGAUAUUUUUGCAUGAACCAACUGUACUUCAGUUGAAAGCUCCCAUUAAAGUGUUUGGUGAUCUACACGGUCAAUUUGGUGAUCUGAUGCGCCUUUUUGACGAAUAUGGAUACCCAUCCACUGCUGGAGAUAUAACGUAUAUAGACUAUUUAUUUCUUGGAGAUUAUGUUGAUAGAGGACAACAUAGUUUGGAGACUAUCACUUUGCUCCUAGCUCUAAAGAUCCAAUAUCCUGAGAAUGUUCACUUGAUACGUGGGAACCACGAGGCUGCUGAUAUAAACGCGCUCUUUGGCUUUCGUCUUGAAUGCAUUGAAAGAAUGGGAGAAAAUGAUGGCAUCUGGGCAUGGACGCGGUUCAAUCAGCUCUUUAAUCAUCUUCCACUUGCAGCACUUAUUGAGAAGAAGAUUAUAUGCAUGCACGGUGGUAUUGGGAGGUCGAUACAUUUAGUUGAGCAAAUAGAAAAAAUAGAAAGACCUAUAACCAUGGAUGCUGGAUCUCUUGUUUUAAUGGAUUUGCUAUGGUCUGAUCCCACAGAAAAUGACAGCGUUGAAGGCUUGAGACCAAAUGCCCGGGGACCUGGUCUCGUCACUUUUGGGCCUGAUCGGGUUUCUGACUUUUGCAAAAAGAACAAACUUCAGCUUAUUAUAAGAGCACACGAAUGCGUGAUGGAUGGGUUUGAAAGAUUUGCUCAGGGACAAUUAAUAACCCUUUUCUCUGCUACCAACUAUUGUGGGACCGCCAACAAUGCUGGUGCUAUACUAGUGAUUGGCAGAGGAUUGAUGAUUGUUCCAAAACUAAUUCAUCCGAUCCCGCCUCCACUUCUAUCACCAGAAACAUCUCCAGAACGUAUACAAGAUGACACCUGGAUGCAGGAACUUAAUAUUCAGAGACCACCCACUCCCACAAGGGGCCGUCCACAGGAUCAUGAUAGGAACUCACUUGCUUAUAUAUGAUCAAGUCAAGUGAUCAGCUCUCAGCAAUUUUGCACUAGUUUGCUUCCAACCGAGUCCAAAGCAAGAAAUUUACAAAUGGAGAACAGAUUGGUUUUGUAUUUUAUAGAUAAGAAUUGUAACCAAGUGUUUGUAGUGUGCACAUAGCUUUAUUUACAAGGGGGGGUUUGCUUAGAAUGACCGUGUAUGUAUCUGUAAAUUAUGUGAUAUAAUCAUCACAUGAUGGUGGAACAAUAAGAAAAUUGAGUGUAGCUAUUGCGACAUUUUGCAACCUUUACAUCCCGUAUUUGAUUCGCUAUAAA
This is a messenger RNA of Erigeron canadensis, 3195 nucleotides long. Its product is annotated as serine/threonine-protein phosphatase BSL1. The record is from RefSeq and is a predicted model, not a curated record. Gene Ontology annotation, biological process: brassinosteroid mediated signaling pathway. Gene Ontology annotation, molecular function: phosphoprotein phosphatase activity; protein binding. NCBI's taxonomy places the organism in Eukaryota, Viridiplantae, Streptophyta, Magnoliopsida, Asterales, Asteraceae. The coding region runs from base 263 to 2896 and encodes 877 amino acids. The transcript is spliced from 22 exons.